UGAAGGCUGAAGGCUGAAGAAAAAAAUCAUAAACAGCCGAGCAAGAUUGACGACAACAUCGAAGAAGACAAAUUACUUAAUUUUAAAGUGCUGCAUAAUCAAAUUUUCUUAAAUUGUCUUAAUCAUCUAGAGGCGUCAUUGGAUAGUUUGAAAUUUCACGGGAAACAUGUUCUCGAGGGGUGCCCUUGCUCAACCUUUGAACUUGCUGCCGCUCAGAUUCAGCAGGAGCUGCAGCAGUAAAGGGCUGCCGGAGGAGGUCAGAAAAAAGCUUACGCAAGGACCAGGACUUGGCGAUUUCAUCGAGUACGGUGGAAAAUUAAAAAGGGAAAAGGGCGAUUAUCAACGCUUGUCUCUUCCCCCGUGGCUGAAGAGAAGCAUUCCCCAGGGAGAAAAUUUCAGCAAACUGAAAUCUCAGCUGCGGACAAAGAAGCUCUCGACCGUUUGCGAAGAGGCUCGCUGUCCCAAUAUUGGCGAGUGUUGGGGUGGCAAGGAUGGACAUCCAGCCACGGCCACCAUCAUGGUGCUCGGAGACACUUGCACGCGAGGCUGCAGAUUUUGCUCCAUCAAAACGUCGAAAGCGCCUCCGCCGCCUGAUCCAGACGAGCCGUACAACACGGCGCAAGCAAUCAAGGACUGGGGUGUGGGCUACAUUGUGAUAACAUCGGUCGAUAGGGAUGAUUUGCUCGACGGUGGAUCAAAUCACUUUGCAAAAACUGUCAUCGAGAUUAAAAAAGCUAACCCGAGCAUUCUAGUCGAGUGUCUCUGUCCUGAUUUUGCCGGAGACAAAACUGCGGUCGACACAGUCAUCCACAGCGGCUUGGACGUUUUUGCGCACAACAUCGAAACCGUGGAGGAAUUGACGCCUUUCGUCAGGGACCACAGGGCAAAGUACAGACAGAGUUUAGGAGUUUUAAAACACGCCAAAGACACUCUGCCAAAUCUAAUAACAAAGUCGUCGAUAAUGCUCGGACUGGGAGAAACCGACGAACAAAUUAUGCAGACCAUGUUAGAUCUUAAGGAGGCAGGCGUGGAUUGUGUCACGCUCGGACAGUACAUGCAGCCAACAAAACGUCACCUCAAGGUUGUUGAAUAUGUGACGGUUCCUUCAUUUGAGAGAUGGGCAAAGGUUGGUGAUGAACUGGGUUUCAAAUACACAGCAAGUGGUCCUUUAGUGAGAAGUAGUUACCGAGCGGGCGAGUUCUUUAUUACAGGCAUAGUUAAUGCUCAAAAGAAAAAACUGUCUCAGCAGACAUGAUGAUAAACUUAUUGUCACUUAUUGUUAUGUGUGAUUUAAUAAAUUUUAUUUCUUAUUGUUCA
Messenger RNA from Neocloeon triangulifer, 1317 nucleotides. It is a transcript of the gene Las, whose product is annotated as lipoyl synthase, mitochondrial. Gene Ontology annotation, cellular component: mitochondrion. NCBI's taxonomy places the organism in Eukaryota, Metazoa, Arthropoda, Insecta, Ephemeroptera, Baetidae. The transcript is spliced from 8 exons. Bases 167 to 1255 code for a protein of 362 amino acids. The record is from RefSeq and is a predicted model, not a curated record. Gene Ontology annotation, molecular function: lipoate synthase activity; 4 iron, 4 sulfur cluster binding. Gene Ontology annotation, biological process: lipoate biosynthetic process.